Molecule: messenger RNA, 3449 nt
Organism: Durio zibethinus
Lineage: Eukaryota; Viridiplantae; Streptophyta; Magnoliopsida; Malvales; Malvaceae
Product: putative clathrin assembly protein At2g25430
Biological process (GO): vesicle budding from membrane; clathrin coat assembly; clathrin-dependent endocytosis
Cellular component (GO): clathrin-coated vesicle; clathrin-coated pit
Molecular function (GO): phosphatidylinositol-4,5-bisphosphate binding; SNARE binding; clathrin heavy chain binding
Source: RefSeq, a predicted model, not a curated record
GCAUCUAAUCAAAACCCAAUAUCUCUCUCUCUCUCUCUUUUUACUCCAAUGCAAGUUCAUAGCAUGGAUGGCAUGGUUCCUUUCGGACAACAAGCGCACGCCCUUCCCCUUCCUACACCUCCGCAGAAAUAGCUGCCUCUUACCAGAUCUCUUUCAUUACAUCCAAUCCAACGGCCCUGAUCUCUCCACGUAGAGGGACCUAAUCCACCUUUUCUUUAUUUCCUCCUCCUCCACCUGCUCCGUCCUCUACUCCACUUUUCUUCUUACACAGAGAAGAGAAAGAAUCUAGACAACGUCGCCGUUUUGUUGCUAAAUUGGUCUUUUUUCGCUGAAAGAAGUUAAACGGAUCAAACACUGUUUUGACUGACCGGCAAAGCUUCUGUUUCUUCGCCGUCUUACGCCGCAGAUCUAGAGUAUUUCUACUUUGGAGUUGAACAUUUAAAGUGACUAUACUGUUAGAUCAGUUUAAAAAAAAUAAAAAAGGAGGUGAUUUUGGUUGAAAUCAAACGUUCGAGAUGGCACCGAGCACGAUUCGAAAGGCGAUUGGGGCUGUUAAAGACCAAACGAGCAUCGGAAUAGCGAAGGUAGCAAGCAACAUGGCGCCGGACCUCGAGGUAGCAAUCGUGAAAGCGACGAGCCACGACGAUGACCCUGCUGACCAGAAAUACAUUCGAGAAAUCCUGAAUUUGACCUCCUACUCGAGAGGGUAUGUUCACGCGUGCGUGUCGGCGGUGUCGAAACGGCUAGGGAAGACACGUGACUGGAUCGUGGCACUCAAAGCAUUGAUGCUUGUUCACAGGCUGAUGAAUGAUGGAGAUCCGGUGUUUCAAGAAGAGAUCUUGUAUGCUACGAGGAGAGGUACGAGGUUGUUGAAUAUGUCGGAUUUUAGAGAUGAGGCUCACUCAAGUUCUUGGGAUCACUCGGCUUUUGUAAGAACUUAUGCUAUGUAUUUGGAUCAAAGACUUGAAUUGACGCUUUUCGAUAGGAAAAGUGGUGGCGGCAGUGGCGCUGGGGGGAGUAGUCAUGGAAAUGGUGAUGAUAGAUACGGUGGAAGAGACAAUUUCCGGUCACCGCCACCAAGGCCAUACGAGUAUGAUUAUGGGGAUUCCAGGGGUGAUAAUGGAUAUGGAAACUACGGGAUGACUAGGAGAACGAGGUCCUAUGGUGAUAUGAGUGAGGCAAUGGGGAGAGAUGGAAGAGAGGAGAAGAAAGCAGUGACCCCAUUGAGGGAAAUGAAGCCCGAGAGAAUUUUUGGGAAGAUGGAUCACCUGCAGAGGUUGUUAGAUCGUUUCUUGUCUUGUAGGCCUACAGGAUUGGCGAAGAAUAGUAGGAUGAUCUUGAUUGCAUUGUAUCCUGUUGUGAAAGAGAGUUUUCAGUUAUAUGCUGAUAUUUGUGAGGUUUUGGCUGUCUUGCUUGAUCGGUUUUUUGAUAUGGAGUACCCGGAUUGUGUUAAGGCAUUUGAUGCAUAUGCAAGUGCAGCAAAGCAGAUUGAUGAGUUGAUUGCAUUUUAUAAGUGGUGUAAGGAGAUGGGUGUGGCUAGAUCAUCAGAGUAUCCUGAGGUGCAGAGGAUUACGGGUAAGUUGUUGGAGACAUUGGAGGAGUUUGUGAGGGAUAGAGCUAAGAGGCCAAAGAGCCCAGAGAGGAAGGAGCUUCCUCCUCCACCUAAAGAGGAAGAGCCUGAACCAGAUAUGAAUGAAAUAAAGGCGCUACCUCCUCCAGAGAAUUACACGCCCCCACCACCACCAGAGCCUGAGCCUGUUAAACCCCCAGAACCACAAGAGGAUUUAGUGAAUUUGAGGGAUGAUGCUAUCACAGCUGAUGACCAGGGAAACAAAUUGGCUUUGGCUUUAUUUAAUGGUCCUCCAGCUAAUAAUGGUAAUGGAUCAUGGGAAGCUUUUCCUUCAAAUGGGCAGCCUGAGGUGACGUCUGCUUGGCAAACCCCAGCUGCUGAGCCGGGGAAGGCAGAUUGGGAAUUGGCUUUGGUUGAGUCAGCUAGUAAUUUGUCAAGGCAAAAGGCAGCUUUGGGUGGUGGGCUCGAUCCAUUAUUGUUGAAUGGCAUGUACGAUCAAGGAAUGGUAAGGCAGCAUGUUAGCACUGCCCGGUUGAGUGGGGGGAGUGCCAGUAGCGUGGCAUUGCCAGGGCCAGGGAAAACUCCAGUUUUAGCUCUUCCUGCACCAGAUGGAACAGUUCAAAAUGUCAAUCAGGACCCAUUUGCUGCAUCUUUGAGCAUUGCUCCUCCUUCGUAUGUACAAAUGGCUGACAUGGAGAAGAAACAACAUUUGCUUGUCCAGGAACAGCAAGUAUGGCAGCAAUAUGCAAGGGAUGGGAUGCAAGGCCAAGCUAGUUUGGCAAAGAUUAGCAAUCCUGGAUACUAUGGACCUGGACCUAUGCCAAUCAUGCCUUACGGAAUGCCACCAGUCAAUGGAAUGGGGCCACCAGCCGGGUAUUACUACACUCCUUACUGAUUUUCCUUCAAAUAAAAGACGACUUUUGUUUGCCUAUCUGUUGUAUUUUCUUUUCUUGUUUUCUUUCCCUUUUUUCUUUUCGUUUCUAUUGAGAUUAUAUGAUGUUGUUCCUGCAAUUUGUGCACCAAAGUGGGGAGGAGAGGGGAGAGAGAAGACUUGAGCUCAAAUGCUUUCUAAUACUGAUUGUGGGGAUUUUUUAUGCUGGGAGAUUCAUGAUCUGAUUGUGAUGUCUCUUUGUGCUUUGUAAUAUUAGAAUUUUGUUGGCAUUCUUAUGUUUAUCGUGUGAUCCUUUCCUUAAAGACUAUUAAAAUGACUGUAGUUGUUGCAAUUAGUCGGGGUUGAUUUUCCAAAAAAUUUUAUUCUCUCGUCACCAUUUGCAGAUUAUUAUGUCAACUUUUAACAUCUCACGCUGCUUAGGUCUGCCAGUGAUUUCAAUUUAGUUGGUGAAGUGACAAAAAAGUUAGGUUUAGGCAUUUAAGCUUCUCAAUCAAAAUGCCUGAUUUGUUUAUCUUGGCAGCUAUUUGAGAUCACUGCUCAUAUUUGUGGAAUCUAUAUUCAUAUUUGAAGAGGGGUUUUCCUUAAAAUUAGUAUGCUGUAAUACUGCUCGGUUUUGAUGUUUCUUCUAAUUUCAUUUACAUGACAAGCUAUGCUGGUGGAAUUCAUUAUGUUAGGUUGACUGAUGAGAUAGCUGACCAUAUCGGUUGCUUUGAGUUCAAUGCUCCUAUUUUCUAAUUCAGAUGGAUGCUCUAUUUAAUAAGUAUUGUUUAAACUUAGGCGACAUAAACAUCCAGAUUGAUUGAAUAGAAAUUGGGAUUGACAUAAAAUUUAUACAUGGAGGAUAGAUCUGGUAAUUGACGGUAGAAAUUGAGUCUGAUAUUUUCUAUUAGUAACCUGGUGAAAAACCUAGAAAAUUGUCGUCAUAACAAUAAUUGAGUUGAUAUUUAGAGUAUAAUUGAGGUAGGUUUAAUCAAAAAUAAAGAAAAA